AUGGAAGAUGAUCCAAAACCCGCGGGAGAAAUCAAAAUUGAAUCGUAUAGUCUUUACUUCAAGGGUUUGGUUAGCGAGGAAACCACAGAGCUAUUAGCGGGAUUUGCGGUUGCAAUUUGCGACAAAGAUGAUAAUCUCUUGUUUCAGAUGAAAGAACAAGUUCAUGAUUCUAGGGUUGUUACACUUAUGGAGGUUGAGCUUAUGGCAUUGAAGCGUGGACUAACCGAAGUUGUGCGUUUAGGGAUCGAUCAUAUCUCCAUUUACUGCGAUCAUUAUCAGAUUUUUGAAUUGGUCAUGGAGAGAUCUGUUUCUGAGCAAGAGAACAUCCUUAUGUUAAUGGACGAUGUGCAACGUAUUAGAAAACGUUUAACAUCUAGCGUUCCUGUUCUGGUCAUGACUAGGAAUCAAAUUGAAUUUGUAUAUGAACUUGCAAUGGAAACAAUAGUUUCUGAAAUCCGCAUAGAUAUGCCUGAUCAUAACAAGACUUGUAGUAUCUGUUCCGGUGACAAUAUCGAACCUGAGCAGAUAUUUUCCGUUGCUUUAUGUGGUCAUGAAUUCUGUAUGGAGUGCGUGAAACAACAUAUAGAAGUGAAGCUACUCUCGGGAGGUGUACCGAGAUGUCUUCAUUAUCAAUGCGAGUCUAACCUUACUCUUGGAAGUUGUGGAAAUAUUUUGACAUCUAAACUAAAAGCAAUGUGGGAACUAAGGAUCGAAGAGGAAUCUAUUCCUGUGGCGGAGAGAGUUUAUUGCCCAAACCCUCUGUGCUCGAGUUUAAUGUCGGUAACCAAGCUCUCAAACUCAACAAGAGAAGAUGUAACUAUGAGAACCUGUGUCAAAUGCGGUGAACCCUUUUGUAUCAACUGCAAACUUCCGUGGCAUAGCAACUUGUCGUGCAACGAUUACAAGAGCUUGGGUCCAAAUCCUACAGCAGAUAUAUAA
Messenger RNA from Arabidopsis thaliana (thale cress), 939 nucleotides. Its product is annotated as RING/U-box protein with C6HC-type zinc finger domain-containing protein. The coding region runs from base 1 to 939 and encodes 312 amino acids. The record is from RefSeq and is marked reviewed. NCBI's taxonomy places the organism in Eukaryota, Viridiplantae, Streptophyta, Magnoliopsida, Brassicales, Brassicaceae. Gene Ontology annotation, molecular function: catalytic activity; nucleic acid binding; zinc ion binding. The transcript has 2 exons. Gene Ontology annotation, biological process: protein ubiquitination.